UGGGGCUCUGACAGAUGGGAUUUUGGGGCCAUUUGGAGCAUUUGGGGGCAAUUUGGGGGCAAUCCAUGUGCUCUGAAAUCUCACCACUGCGGCGGACUGCGCCAGGGGCCAUGCGACAGGUGGCACUACGCCCAAACUGCGGCGACGGGAUUGGCGGCAGCAAAAUAGCCUCGUCUGACGACCCCUGCGCCGUGGGCCGACCAAAUGUCCCCUUACGCAGUACCACCGUACCUUAGCCCUUUGAAAGUCUGAAAGAUGAACACCCCCCCUGGUCGACUCUGUCGUCCCUCGCCGAGUCUCCCCUCCUCGUCGGUGAUUAUUUGGGGGAGGGUUUCUUCCUGGCCCUGGUAAGCCCAGAUAACCUAACCAAAGAGCUGCCAGAACGACGCGAUUUCCGUCCGAGGUUUCGCAUCCUCCUUUUUGCAGGAGAUUCUUUCUUCUCUUCAGUCCUUUCCUCACCACAUACAUCUUCCACGGAGUACCUUAUCACUUACCUCUGCGCAUACUUGACUUUCGCAAACUCGCCCUCAAAGAGUCAAGCGACAGCCAAUCGCCCACCAUGGCGCGGAGACAACACUUCACGCUCAUGGUCCUCCUGGCCGUCGUCGCCUUCUUCAGCGUCUCCUACCUCUUCUCGAGCGGCACCAGCGAACCCUCAUCCCCCGCGCCCCCAGCCGCCGCCGUACCCCUAAAGGGCGAUUCCGUAUCCUCCAGCGGUGACACCCCCGAUCUUGGCCACAUCUCGAGCAGCAUCCUGUCCGGCGAAUCCAUUGCGCCCAAGUUGGAGAAUGCGACGGCAAAAGCCGAGCUCGGCCGCGCCUCGUGGAAGCUCUUCCACACUAUGAUGGCCCGCUUCCCCGAGAAGCCCACCCCCGACGACAGCCUCGCUCUCAAGACGUACAUCCAACUCUUUGCCCGCCUCUACCCCUGCGGCGACUGCGCCUCCCACUUCCGCAAGCUGCUGGCAAAGUACCCGCCCCAAACGAGCAGCCGCAACGCCGCCGCGGGCUGGGCCUGCUUCGUGCACAACGAGGUCAACACCCGGUUGAAGAAGGAGCUGUUUGACUGUAACAAGAUUGGCGAUUUUUACGACUGCGGGUGCGGCGAUGAGGAUAAGAAGAAGACCGAGGGCGGUGGUGAUAAGCCCAGCGCUGAGCUGGCCAAGGACGGUCUCACCAAGGGCGGUUAAAGUGUUGCUUGAUUGACAUAUUUUGGAUAUCCGAGGCGCGUGACUGUUGUACCAUAUCUACAAGAAUACCUGUACAAAGAUGCAUUUCCUGGGCCGGCGUUGUGGGUGACCACCGGAUCCAGCGGAACAAAUUGAAUUUGAGGUUUUGGACGUAUUCGCUUUGAUGAGGUUUGGAACGGGAAUCGUCUAUAUUGGGGUAAAGUUUCGUAUGCCAGUAUCUGUAGUUCGUGGCAGUAUCUCCAUCUCAGAAGCUAUCGUCCUCACGUGGGGCCCUCCGGAAUAGCAUUGAACAGCUAUUGAAACGGCCAUACUAUGACCCUAACAACCAAGCUGUACGGGGUUUUCUGUAUAAGAAUAUGAGUUUUGUUGAAUGAUCAAGUUUUCCAUUGAAUUGAAUCAAAAUCAGCUCAAUAUCUUCA
Colletotrichum scovillei is the source of this 1608-nucleotide messenger RNA. RefSeq names its product Erv1/Alr family protein. Gene Ontology annotation, molecular function: flavin-dependent sulfhydryl oxidase activity; flavin adenine dinucleotide binding. The record is from RefSeq and is a predicted model, not a curated record. Gene Ontology annotation, cellular component: mitochondrion. The transcript has 3 exons. The coding region runs from base 560 to 1189 and encodes 209 amino acids. Lineage: Eukaryota; Fungi; Ascomycota; Sordariomycetes; Glomerellales; Glomerellaceae.